Colossoma macropomum (tambaqui) is the source of this 2994-nucleotide messenger RNA. RefSeq names its product NACHT, LRR and PYD domains-containing protein 12-like. The record is from RefSeq and is a predicted model, not a curated record. Gene Ontology annotation, molecular function: protein binding. Bases 150 to 2993 code for a protein of 947 amino acids. The transcript has 8 exons. NCBI's taxonomy places the organism in Eukaryota, Metazoa, Chordata, Actinopteri, Characiformes, Serrasalmidae.
AUUUUAAGAGAGAAGAGUCUCCGUGAGUCUCAGGGAGCCCUGGCCUUUUAGUAAUGAGAGGAUUAAAAAAGUUACUGUAUUUAAAAGAAUUUACUGAAGUACCACAAUAAACUUCCUGACUUGAUGACUUGAGACUUUUCCGUUAGAAGAUGGAAACGUCCACUCCAGCUCACACCGGUCCUGCUCAGACCAACAUGACAGCUCAGACAGGAGGAACCGUCUGUGCUCCUGUUCUCCAUGGAAACAAUAUUCAAGGCUCAGUGAAUGUAACCAUUAUUCAGGGAGGUCAGGAAGUUUCUCGUUCCAGCACCAGUACAGUUCAGGCUGGAGGUUCUCCUGGUGCUCCUGCUCUCACUGAAGGUAUGGUCACUGUAUAUAAACAAAAACUGAGGAAGAAAUUUUGCAGUAUCAAUGAAGGAAUCUCACAGCAUGGAACAUCAACCCUUCUGAAUGAGAUCUACACAGAGCUCUACAUCACAGAGGGAGGGAGUGGAGAGGUCAAUAAUGAACAUGAGGUCAGACAGAUUGAGACAGCAUCCAGGAGACCAGCAACACUGGAGAAACCCAUCAAAUGCAAUGACCUCUUUAAAGACAAACCCAUCAGAACUGUGCUGACUAAAGGAGUUGCUGGAAUUGGAAAAACAGUCUCUGUGCAGAAGUUCAUUCUGGACUGGGCUGAAGGAAAAGCAAAUCAGGAUGUCAUCUUCAUAUUUCCACUUCCUUUUAGAGAGCUGAAUCUGAUAAAGAAAGAUUUCAGUCUGAUGGAGCUUCUUCAUCGCUUUUUCCCAAAUAUAAAACAACUAAGAUCAAUAGACUGUGAUGCUUAUAAAGUCAUGUUCAUCUUUGAUGGUCUGGAUGAGUGUCGACUUCCUCUAGAUUUCCAGAACAAUGAGAGCUUGUGGGAUGUAACAGAUUCAGCCUCAGUGGAUGUGCUGCUGACAAACCUCAUUAAGGGGAAUCUGCUUUCCUCCGCUCUCCUCUGGGUAACCUCUCGACCAGCAGCAGCCAAUCAGAUCCCUCCUGAGUGUGUUGACAUGGUAACAGAGGUACGAGGGUUCAGUGACCCUCAGAAAGAGGAGUACUUCAGAAAAAGAAUCAGUGACCAGAGCCUGGCUAAUAAAAUCAUCUCACACAUGAAGUCCUCAAGAAGCCUCUACAUCAUGUGCCACAUCCCAGUCUUCUGUUGGAUUUCAGCCACUGUUCUAGAGAGGGUUUUGGGUGAAGCAGAGAGUGGAGAGAUCCCCAAGACUCUGACUCAAAUGUUCUCACACUUCCUGAUCUUUCAGAUCAAACACAAGGACCAAAAGUACCAUGGGAAAUGUGACACUGAUCUUCAGCAGACUAGAAAGAUGAUUCUGGCACUGGGAAAACUGGCUUUCCAACAGCUGGAAAAAGGCAAUCUGAUCUUCUAUGAGGAGGACCUGAGAGAGUGUGGCAUUGAUGUCAGAGAAGUGUCAGUGUACUCAGGAGUUUGUACCCAGAUCUUCAGAGAGGAGUUUGGGCUGCACCUGGGGAAGGUGUUCAGCUUUGUGCACCUGAGUGUUCAGGAGUUUCUGGCUGCUUUAUAUGCAUUUCUCUCCUUUAUCAGCAAAAAUGCAACAAAACGGCUGACCUCUGAUCUCUCUGGUAUUUUCAGAGAGUCCAAAAUGUCAGACUUUCUCAGGUCUGCAGUGGACAAGGCCUUACAGAGUGAGAAUGGACACCUGGACCUUUUCCUCCGCUUCCUACUGGGCCUCUCACUGGAGUCCAAUCAGACUCUCUUACGCGGCCUACUGACGCAGACAGGAAGCAGCUCUCGCAGCAAAGAGGAAACAGUCCAGUACAUCAAGGAGAAGAUCAGGGAGAAUCCCUCUCCAGAGAAAUCCAUCAAUCUGUUCCACUGUCUGAAUGAAUUGAAUGAUCAUUCUCUAGUGCAGGAAGUUCAAACAUACUUGAACAGAGGUGAUUACUUUCGUCUCAGUGGACUCAGUCUCUCUCCUGCCCAGUGGUCAGCUCUGGUGUUUGUGUUGCUGAACUCAGAAGAGGAGCUGGAUGUGUUUAACUUGAAUAAAUAUGAUCUAUCAGAUGAAUGUGUUCUGAAUCUGCUGCCAGUGAUCAAAGCUUCCAAGAGAGCUGUGCUGUAUAACUGUAAUAUCACAGCAAAAAACUGUACAGCUCUGUCCUCAGCUUUCAGCUCAAACUCCUCCAGCCUGAGAGAAUUGGACGUCAGUAACAAUAACCUGCAGGAUUCAGGAGUGGAGCUGCUCUCUGCUGGACUGAAGAAUCCACACUGUAAACUGGAGAUACUGAAUGUUUGUGACUGUAAUCUCAAAGUGAAAAGCUGUGCAGCUCUAUCCUCAGCUCUCAGCUCAAACUCCUCAAGCCUGAGAGAACUGGACAUGAGUUACAAUGAACUGCAGGAUUCAGGAGUGGAGCUGCUCUCUGCUGGACUGAAGAAUCCACACUGUAAACUGGAGAUACUGAACCUGUGUGACUGUAAUCUCACAGAGAAAAGCUGUGCAGUUCUGUCCUCAGCUCUCAGCUCAAACUUCUCCAGUCUGAGAGAACUGAACCUGAGAAAAAAUGAACUGCAGGAUUCAGGAGUGGAACUGCUCUCUGCUGGACUGAAGAAUCCACACUGUAAACUGGAAAAACUGGAGCUGUUUGACUGUGAUCUCACAGAGAAAAGCUGUGCAGCUCUGUCCUCAGCUCUCAGCUCAAGCUCAUCAUGUCUGAAGGAACUGGACCUGAAUGACAAUAAACUGCAGGAUUCAGGAGUGGAGUUGCUUUCUGCUGGACUGAAGAAUCCACACUGUAAACUGGAGAAAUUGAGGCUGUAUAACUGCAGUAUUGCAGAUGAAGGCUAUGCUGCUCUGGCUUCAGCUCUAAAAUCAAACCCCUCCUCUCACCUGAGAGAGCUGAACCUGAACUCCAAUAAACCAGGAGAGUCAGGAGUGAAGCUGCUCUCUGAUCUACUGGAGGAUCCACACUGUAAACUGGAGAAACUACAGUGAG